GGUUCUUCUAGAAUUCCCAAGGUGCAGGAGCUGUUGCAAGACUUGUUUGUUGGAAAGCAGCUUAACAAGAGUAUCAACCCAGAUGAAGCUGUGGCUUAUGGAGCCGCUGUUCAAGCUGCAAAUAUGGUAGGUAUGGGUAAUGAGAAAGUUCAACACAUUGUGCUCUUGGAUGUCACCCCACUGUCCCUUGGGGUGGAGACUCGUAUAGGUGAGAUGUCCAUUGUGAUUCCAAGGAAUACUGCAAUUCCUACCAAGAUGCAGGGGGACUACACCACCCUCUAUGACUACCAAAGCUCUGUUUUGUUCCCGGUUUACGAGGGUGAGAGAGCAAGAGUUGCGGAUAACAAUUGGUUGGGAGAAUUCGAGCUUUCUCCCAUUCCUAAAGCACCCAAGGGUGUUGCUAAGAUAAAAGUAUGGUUUGAGAUAGAUGCCAAUGGUAUCUUGAAUGUUUCUGCCGUGGAGAAGACUACUGGUGUAAGUUGCAAGAUCACAAUUACAAAUUACAAGGGUUCACUAUCCACAAAAGACAUUAAUAGGAUGGUCCAGGACGCAGAGAAAUACAAAGUUGAAGAUGAUCGGCACAAGAAGAAGGUUAUGGCUAAGGAAGCUUUGGAAAACUAUGCCUACAAAAUGAGGAACAUUGUCAAUGAUAAGGUGAUUGGUGAAAAGCUUGAUGCUACUGGUAAGGAGAAGAUUGAAGCUGCUAUUAAGCAAGUGAUUCAUUGGUUAGAUGGUAUCCAGCAUGCGGAGGCAGAUGAGUUUGAGGACAAGCUGAUUGGACUUGAGUUAAUCUGCAAUCCCAUCAUUGCAAAAAUUAAGAAAGAUGAUAAUUAGGACAAUAGAGUCAGGUAUAACACCUUAUCAGUGCAAAUGUAUCAAGACUAAUUUUGAGUAUUUUUGUUGCCCAUGUGUGUUUUGAUGUGGCUUUAAUUGUUGGGUAGCAGUUGGAAAACUUGAAGUAUGAUGUGUAAUUUAUGGGUUUGUCAUUGAUGGUGCGAAUGUUUAAUGUUU
Messenger RNA from Corylus avellana, 1011 nucleotides. The record is from RefSeq and is a predicted model, not a curated record. NCBI's taxonomy places the organism in Eukaryota, Viridiplantae, Streptophyta, Magnoliopsida, Fagales, Betulaceae.